Labrus bergylta (ballan wrasse) is the source of this 805-nucleotide messenger RNA. The record is from RefSeq and is a predicted model, not a curated record. Lineage: Eukaryota; Metazoa; Chordata; Actinopteri; Labriformes; Labridae.
UCUCCUUUUGUCGUCCAAUCAGAGGCCGUGCUGAGUCACGGUAGGUUUCAGCGUAGAAACAGAGAAGUGCUUCUGUCACUUAUUAAGCUUGUUGACAAAGAGCAUCAUGGGUAAAAAGAGUCGAGUCAAGACUCAGAAGUCUGGUUCAGGAGGAGCCAGCGCCGCCGUUUCUCCUAAAGAGAUGAUGAACCUGAUCUCUGAGCUGCUGCAGAAAUGCAGCAGUGCAGCCUCCUCUGGUAAAGAGUGGGAGGAGUAUGUCCAGAUCCGAGGCCUGGUGGAGAAAAUCCGCAAGAAACAGAAAGGCCUGUCGGUGGUGUUCGACGGCAGCAGAGAGGAGUAUUUCUCAGACCUGAUGGCGUGGGCUCAGGAGAACGGAGGACCCUCUGAAGGAUUCUGUGUCUCAGACUUUGGAUCAGAGGGGUACGGACUGAAGGCCACCAGAGACAUCAAGGCAGAGGAGCUGUUCCUGUGGGUUCCCAGGAAGAUGCUGAUGACGGUGGAGUCUGCUCAGAACUCUGUGCUGGGUCCUCUGCACAGUCAGGACAGGAUCCUGCAGGCGAUGGAGAACGUGACGUUGGCGUUCCACCUGCUUUGCGAGCGCGCUGACCCGUCUUCACCGUGGAUGCCGUACAUCCACAGUCUCCCUCAGGAGUACGACACACCGCUCUACUUUCAGCAGGAGGAGGUGCAGCUGCUGCUGGGAACUCAGGCCAUCCAGGACGUCUUGAGCCAGUACAAGAACACCGCGAGACAAUAUGCGUACUUCUACAAACUGCUGCAGGUACGAACACACAAACAGUCGUGA